AAUCACUAAUACUAUGUUUCUAACUGGCUUAAAAAACAAUGUUAACCUUUAUAACUCCAAGCACAAUCCCUUAUGCUGCUGCUGCUUCUUCUCCAUCGUCACCUCUCCUAAUUCCCACCCGCACCUCCUCUUUCUCUUUACUAUCUCACAAUCCUUCACUCAACAAGAAGCUCUCCUUCUCUGGAGGCAAAGGUUUUCCAGUGUUACGUGCUCAGAGUACUAGUUAUAACAGCGAGCAACAAUUUGAUUCAAUGGAACCAACCAAUGAAUCUACUGAAUUGAAUCGGAACCUCUAUCGUAAUAUAGAGCCAUACAGUACUGGUAUAUUGAAGGUUUCAGAUGUUCAUACUAUCUACUGGGAGCAGUCUGGGAAUCCUAAUGGCCAUCCGGUUGUUUUUCUCCAUGGUGGCCCUGGAGGAGGGACAUCACCAAGCAAUAGAAGAUUUUUUGAUCCCGAAUUUUAUCGAAUUAUCCUGUUUGAUCAGCGAGGUGCCGGAAAGAGCACACCUCAUGCUUGCUUGGUAGAGAACACCACAUGGGACCUCAUUGAUGACAUUGAAAAACUAAGAGAGCACUUAGAAAUUCCAGAGUGGCAGGUUUUUGGUGGGUCAUGGGGAAGUACACUUUCUCUUGCAUACAGCCAAGCUCAUCCUGACAAAGUUACUGGAAUGGUCCUCCGAGGGAUUUUUCUUUUGCGAAAGAAAGAGAUUGAUUGGUUUUAUGAGGGUGGUGCUGCUGCCAUAUAUCCGGACGCUUGGGAGCCUUUUAGAGAACUUAUCCCAGAAAAUGAGAGAGGAAGUCUUGUUGACGCCUACCACAAGAGAUUGAACUCCGACGAUCUUCAGACACAAUUUGCAGCUGCAAGAGCUUGGACCAAAUGGGAAAUGAUGACUGCCCAUCUUCUUCCAAAUGAAGAGAACAUAAAGAAAGGGGAUGAUGAUGAAUUUUCUUUGGCGUUUGCAAGAAUUGAAAAUCAUUACUUUGUGAACAAGGGAUUUUUUUCUUCUGACUCAUUUCUCUUGGAUAAUGUUGACAAAAUCCGGCAUAUUAAGACCACAAUAGUCCAGGGAAGAUAUGAUGUUUGCUGCCCUAUGAUGUCGGCUUGGGAUCUUCACAAAGCAUGGCCAGAGGCGGAAUUUAAGGUUGUUCAAGAUGCAGGACAUUCUGCAAAUGAGCCUGGAAUAUCUGCAGAACUUGUGGAAGCAAAUGAGAAACUGAAGAACAUUAUUAAGAACGGGUCCUGAAAAACUAGCUGUUGCAAUGAGACAAUCACUCAUUUUUGCGAUAUGUGGCUUGACGCAAAAGAAAAUGGGGCGCUUAAUAAUUUGAAGCUAGUUAAAAUGGGAUGAUAAUGAACAGAAAUUGUUUAAUCAAUGUAUUAAAAUGGUAUUUUGAAACACUUUGGUGUUGUGGGGCAUCCUUCAAUAAAAUGUGCUUUUCCUCAUCGGGGUAUUGGAGUGA
This is a messenger RNA of Tripterygium wilfordii, 1461 nucleotides long. Its product is annotated as proline iminopeptidase. Gene Ontology annotation, cellular component: cytoplasm. Gene Ontology annotation, molecular function: aminopeptidase activity. The record is from RefSeq and is a predicted model, not a curated record. The transcript has 11 exons. Gene Ontology annotation, biological process: proteolysis. Bases 39 to 1244 code for a protein of 401 amino acids. Lineage: Eukaryota; Viridiplantae; Streptophyta; Magnoliopsida; Celastrales; Celastraceae.